This is a messenger RNA of Neofelis nebulosa (Clouded leopard), 3318 nucleotides long. RefSeq names its product POP1 homolog, ribonuclease P/MRP subunit (gene POP1). Gene Ontology annotation, cellular component: nucleolar ribonuclease P complex; ribonuclease MRP complex. The transcript is spliced from 16 exons. Gene Ontology annotation, biological process: tRNA 5'-leader removal. Bases 121 to 3174 code for a protein of 1017 amino acids. NCBI's taxonomy places the organism in Eukaryota, Metazoa, Chordata, Mammalia, Carnivora, Felidae. The record is from RefSeq and is a predicted model, not a curated record.
ACGGCCGCGCUGGCGCAUGCGCCCUGCAGAUCGCUUGCCACACACGUCUCCACGGAGGGGAGUGUUGCAGAGCCUUGUCGUUCUGACCCGAGGAGCCCUGCCUCAGAGCCUUUGGCAGAAAUGUCUAAUGCAAAAGAAAGAAAACAUGCUAAGAAAAUGAGAAAUCAGCCCACCAACGUGACUUUAUCCUCUGGCUUCGUGGCGGAUAGAGCCACAAAGCACUAUAAUGGAGGUGGGAAAUCUUUCCAAGCUCAAAAACAAGAGCUUCUUCCUGGAACUUCACGACCGCGGCAUACCAAAAUGAUCCACCAUUCCCCAGUUGAUCCUGAUGUGAAUGAACAGUCUUCCUCCAAAAUAAUGUUUAAACAAAAGGGAGGAUGGAAAGCAGGUCCUGAGGGCACCUCUCAGGAGAUUCCCAAGUAUAUAACUGCUUCUACUUUUGCUCAAGCCCGAGCUGCUGAAAUCAGUGCUAUGUUGAAAGCAGUGACCCAGAAAUCUUCUAAUUCACUGGUUUUCCAGACGCUGCCCCGGCACAUGAGACGGAGAGCCAUGAGCCACAAUGUCAAACGCCUUCCCAGGCGGUUGCAGGAAAUCGCCCAGAAAGAGGCAGAGAAAGCAGUGCACCAGAAAAAAGAACAUUCAAAAAAUAAAUGCCAUAAAGCUCGAAGAUGUCACAAAAACCGGGUGCUAGAAUUUAACCGUAGACAAAAGAAGAACAUAUGGUUAGAGACUCACAUCUGGCACGCCAAACGGUUUCACAUGGUCAAGAAGUGGGGCUACUGUCUCGGGGAGAGGCCGACAGUCAAGAGCCACAGAGCCUGCUACCGAGCCAUGACAAACCGUUGCCUUCUCCAGGAUCUAUCCUACUACUGUUGUUUGGAGCUGAAGGGCAAAGAGGAAGAAAUACUGAAGGCACUUUCUCCGAUGUGUAGUAUAGACGCAGGACUGACUUUUGCAGCAGUUCACUACUUGUCUGGAAAACGCCAAGGUAGUAUCAUACUUCACCGGGCAAAUAAAUACCCUAGAGAGAUGCUGGGGCCUGUUACAUUUAUUUGGAAGCCUGAGUGGACCCCUGGUCACACUUCUGAGAGCAGGCAGUUAUGGAUCUGGCUUCAUCCAACUCUGAAACAGGAUAUUUUAGAGGAAAUAAAAGCAGCGUGCCAGUGUAUGGAACCCAUCAAAUCAACUGUCUGUACCCCAGAGCCCCUGCUGACACCAUCGCAGGAAAAAAGCCAAACGGAACUACCUGAUGAGAGAAUUGGCAAGAAAAGAAAACGGAAAGAUGAUGGAGAAAAUGCUAAACCGGUUAAAAAAGUCAUCGGUGAUGGAACUAGAGAUCCACAUCAACCAUAUUCUUGGGUCUCUCCAGCCACGGGCGUUAUAAUCAGUGAUUUGACGAUGGAGAUGAACAGGCUCCGGUUGAUCGGUCCACUUUCCCACUCCAUCCUAACUGAGGCACUAAAAGCUGCUUCUGUCCAUACCGAGGGAGAGGACACAGAGAAGACACCUCACCAUUGGUGGAUUGAAACCUGUAAGAAUCCUGAUAGCGUUUCCCUUCAUCACAAACAAGAAGCCAUUUUUGAAUUGUUGGGAGGAAUAACAUCACCAGCAGAAAUUCCAGCCGGUACUAUUUUGGGACUGACAGUUGGGGAUCCUCGAAUAAAUUUGCCUCAAAAGAGGUCCAGAGUUUUGCCCAACCCAGAAAAAUGCCAAGAUAAUGAGAAAGUUAGACAGCUGCUUCUGGAGGGUGUGCCUGUGGACUGUGCGCAUAGCUUUAUUUGGAACCAAGCUAUCUGUAAGAAUGUCACAGAGAAUAAAAUCUCGGAUCAGGAUUUAAACCGGAAGAGAAGUGAAUUGUUGGUGCCCGGGUCACAGCUUGUUUUAGGUCCCCGUGAAUCCAAGAUACCUAUACUUUUGAUUCAACAGCCAGGAAGGGUGACUGGUGACGACCGACGAGGCUGGGGAAGUGGCUGGGAUGUCCUGCUCCCAAAGGGCUGGGGCAUGGCUUUCUGGAUUCCAUUUAUCUAUCGAGGUGCAAGAGUUGGUGGGUUAAAAGAGGCUGUGGUGCAUUCUCAGUAUAAAAGAUCGCCUGACGUCCCUGGUGAUUUCCCAGACUGCCCUGCUGGGGUUCUUUUUGCUGAAGAGCAAGCCAAGGGUCUCCUUGAAAAGUACAAAAGGCGCCCUCCUGCAAAACGGCCCAACUAUGUUAAGCUUGGCACUCUGGCACCUUUCUGCUAUCCCUGGGAGCAGUUAACUCAAGAGUGGGAAUCAAGAGUACAGACCCAAGAGAAAUCACCUGUAGCUUCCUCUCCACGUGGCAAGGAGAGUAACUUGAAAAGAGAGAAGGUGCCUUGUACCCCCACGCCUGAAAAAUCCGAUCAGCUGUCUGAUGAAGUGGGCAUGUCUCUGAGCAGCCCCAGCGAGCCCAGAGAAGUGAUGGACACAGAGUGUCCAGCCCAGAUGGGGACUGAGUGGGUAACAGGACCAGCUGCCACCAGCAGUCUCCUCUGCGUUCUUAGGAGUAGAAAAUCACUGAAGCAGCUGUCAGCCUGGUGUGGGCCCAGUUCUGGACCCCGUUGGGCAGCCCAGCGAGCUCCCAGCAGCGGGCAGCAAGCAUUGACCAGAGAGGCCUGCCUGUCCAUCUUGGACCGUUUCCCCAGGGCCCUGGUAUGGGUCAGCCUGUCCCUGCUGGGGAAGGGCAGCCCCGAGCCGCACACCAUGAUCUGUGUUCCAGCCAAGGAGGAUUUCCUCCAGCUCAGUCAGGAUCGGCUGUACUGUGGGCCCCACGAAUCCAAGCACAGUGACCCAUUCAAGAGCAAGAUCCGGAAACAGAAAGAGAAGAAGAAAAUAGAGAAGAGGCAGAACCGAGGGUGCACUGUGUCUGAGGGUCCGGCCGGGGCAUACCCUGCGGCUGGGCACCACACUCUGACCCUGGGCUUGUGGUCAGGCCCUCUCCCGGAUGUGACUUCUCAUUGCUCCAGAGUUCUCCUUGGCUUUGUCACCCAGGGAGAUUUCUCCAUGGCUGUGGGCUGUGGAGAAGCCCUGGGGUUUGUUAGCUUGACGGGUCUGCUGGAUAUGCUGUCCGGCCAGCCAGCCGCAGAGAGGGGCCUAGUGUUGCUGAGGGCCCCUGCCUCUUUGCAGUAUCGGUUUGCGAGAAUUGCCGUGGAGGUGUGAAUGCUGGUUUACGUCCUUGCAGGGCGUAGAUGUUAACUGUUUGCCAAGUCCCACCACUGGAGAGCUUUGUUUUUGCCAUGUUCUGUUUUAAAAUACCACGUGAAAUGCCUUGGAGACCAGAAUAAAAGAAUUCUGUAUUAUGCA